Schistosoma guineensis is the source of this 2117-nucleotide messenger RNA. The record is from the annotation of a GenBank genome assembly. NCBI's taxonomy places the organism in Eukaryota, Metazoa, Platyhelminthes, Trematoda, Strigeidida, Schistosomatidae.
CUGCAAUGAGUGAACCGGGUACAGAAUCUAACUCAAUAAAAGAAGAUAUAGAUGAAUUAUGUGGGACAAGUUACGAAGUUUCAUCUGAUUGUGAAGCCUCAAGUGAUAGGCUUAGAGACUCCCGAAAGUGUCGGAAUUCUGUUAGUGAUAAGUUUGGUUCUGACAGCCGGUUGGACGAAAGUUUAAAGGAUACUGUAAGCAAUUAUAGUUACGAUUGGAAUCUGACGAAAUAUCAGCCACGUGGUAGCAGUUCCUGUGUCGUUAAAGAUGUCACAAAAAGUGAUGUACAAGACCCUCAUCUAAAAACCUUUACACAUGAAAAAGAAGUGUACCUGGAAGAACUAGUUACAUCGGAAGUCGAUCAAAAUAUUAAAGAGGUGUAUAUCUACCCCCCAUCUCACGGAAAUUUUCCAUCUCAGUGUCAAGGAUCAUGCAACACUACUGACAGCAACUGUGUUGACUAUGGUUAUCGUUCCGACAACGAACACUCUCCGAGAAGCAUGUCACCCAUCCAUCCCCAUGAUUUAAGUUUAAGACUCUCGUUGUGUGGUGGUUUAUCUUCAGAUAAUCCUUGUUCUGAGGGGAAGUUUGUAGAGCACAUAGUUUCUUAUGAAGAAUUUAUACGUGACCCUAACACUAUUUUAUCUAAUCCCAAUCUUGUUGUUUACUUCAAUGGACGUUAUUGCAAUUGGCAAGUAACUGCUCCUUCUAUUGUCAGUUUACUUGCCUUUCAAACACAACUACCUUAUCUGACUUUACAAAAGCUAGAAAACCAGUACCUACCCAAAAAGCAGUCUCGACGUACCUCAUGGUUCAGCUGGGGUGCAAGUCAAACACGAACUGUUGCUACAAACUCCGUAAUCCCUGCUAAAGAAGUCGAUAAUGUUGAAGAAAAACGGCUUGAUUCCAACUCACAACCACCUCAGGUACACACCACUCACAGAGUUACUAAAAUCAACAGACUUUCUUCAAGUGAAGUAUCCAGAUUGAAACUCAAACCUGGACGAAAUGAUAUUGAGUUUCGUGUCACCACAAAGUAUCAAGGGACUUGCACAUGUUCAGCUUCGAUUUAUUAUUGGCAUUGUGAUUUACUUGGACACUUGCUUCCUAUGGUAGGUCGUGAUUGGACACACUCUGGAGUUGCUCGACUGUACAACCGAGUUAAAAAUAACGGUUAUCAGUUCCUCUAUCUUUCAGCCCGAGCUCUCGGACAAGCAGGUAUAACUAGGAGCUAUUUGAGACAAGUCGUUCAGGAUUCAUCAUCCAGGUUGCCAGAUGGACCAAUACUAUUGUCUCCGAAUUCUCUUCUCCAUGCCUUCCACCAAGAAGUCAUUAUUAAUAAACCAGAAGUGUUUAAAACGAAAUGCCUUCAAGAUGCUCUAUCGGAGAACCUAUCAAUAGAUAGUUGUUUUGAACAGGCCGCAGCGCAUUUGACCGAAAUAGCUUAUUCUCUGGACUCCAACACGUUACUCUACUUCUACGCUAGGUACAAACAGGCCACUGUUGGCCCAUGCAAUGUAUCAAAACCAGGAAUUUUCGAUGUCAGUGGUCGAAAGAAAUGGUGGGCGUGGCAUGAUCUUGGGAAUAUGCCUAUCGAUGAAGCACAAAAGCAGUAUAUUGAUAAGCUACAAGAACUGAAUCCUGCAUGGAAACCAUCGAACGAGAAACAAAGAUCUGUAUAUGUCAGUCAAAUGAUCAAUUUGAACCCAAACUCAAAUGAAUCACCACUUGUAUCUGACACUGACCAUCCAAUUUUUAAUAUAAUUAAACAAAAUGAUAUAGAUUCUUUAAAUCGUUUAUUAUCAGCAAAUGGUAACGAGGUUCAUUCAACCGAUGAAAAUGGAAUGACUCCUCUUCAUUGGGCAUCGGAUCGAGGAUUCACUGAUCUAGUUUCUACUUUGGUCAAAUAUAAUGCAAAUAUAAAUGCCAAAGAUGCUGAAGGACAAACACCUCUUCAUUAUGCUUGUUCUUGUGGUCAUGAUGAAGUUAUACAAGUCUUAUUAAAAUCUAAUGCUGAUAUCUAUGCUAAAGACAAUGAAGGAAAUUGUACCUAUGAUCUGUAUGAUGGUGACUUUCAUACAUUAUUUAACGAUUACUUACAUGGAUCAACGUCCUAG